Molecule: messenger RNA, 5440 nt
Organism: Sciurus carolinensis (gray squirrel)
Lineage: Eukaryota; Metazoa; Chordata; Mammalia; Rodentia; Sciuridae
Gene: Ocrl
Product: OCRL inositol polyphosphate-5-phosphatase
Exons: 24
Coding region: 185-2890 (901 amino acids)
Biological process (GO): signal transduction; phosphatidylinositol dephosphorylation
Cellular component (GO): cytoplasm; membrane
Molecular function (GO): inositol phosphate phosphatase activity; phosphatidylinositol-4,5-bisphosphate 5-phosphatase activity
Source: RefSeq, a predicted model, not a curated record
CUGGCGGGGGCGCCAGGCGCCGCUCUCUCUCGGGUCAGGCUCUCGCCUCCCGGCUCUCAGCUCCCAACGCUGAGCCGUUUCUCAAACAACGCGCAGCAGAGGCGGGUUGGUGUCAGGACGCUGGAGGCAGUGUCGUCGGAGCCACUCGCAGACCGCAGCCCCACCGAGCCUGCAGGCCUCCGGGAUGGAGCCGCCGCUCCCGGUCGGAGCCCAGCCCCUUGCCACUAUCGAGGGUUUGGAGAUGAAGGGUCCUCUCCGGGAGCCCUGCGUGCUGACCCUAGCCCAGAGGAAUGGGCAAUAUGAGUUAAUAAUCCAGUUGCAUGAGAAGGAACAGCAUGUCCAAGAUAUCAUUCCUAUAAAUAGCCACUUCAGAUGUGUUCAAGAAGCGGAAGAAACCCUUUUGAUUGACAUCGCUUCAAACAGUGGCUGCAAAAUUCGGGUUCAGGGGGACUGGACCAGAGAACGCCGCUUUGAAAUCCCUGAUGAGGAACACUGUUUGAAGUUUCUCUCAGAGGUCCUUGCUGCCCAGGAAGCUCAGUCACAGCUUCUUGCUCCAGAGCAAAAAGACUCAUCUAGCUGGUUCCAGAAAUUAGACACUAAGGACAAACCUUCUGUGUUUUCAGGGCUUCUUGGAUUUGAGGAUAAUUUUUCAUCUAUGAAUUUGGACAAGAAAAUAAAUUCACAAAAUCAGCCUACGGGGAUUCAUCGGGAACCCCCACCUCCACCCACUUCUUUGAAUAGAAUGCUUCCACGUGAAAAAGAAGUUUCUAACAAGGAACAGCCCAAAGUGACCAACACCAUGAGGAAGCUCUUUGUACCAAAUACCCAGUCUGGCCAGCGGGAGGGUCUCAUCAAACAUAUCCUGGCAAAACGAGAAAAAGAAUAUGUCAACAUUCAUACUUUCAAAUUUUUUGUUGGAACUUGGAAUGUGAAUGGCCAGUCUCCGGAUAGCACGUUAGAACCCUGGCUGAACUGUGAUCCAAAUCCUCCUGAUAUCUACUGCAUUGGAUUCCAAGAACUGGAUUUGAGCACAGAGGCCUUUUUCUACUUUGAAUCUGUGAAGGAACAAGAAUGGUCCAUGGCUGUGGAGAGGGGUUUGCAUUCCAAAGCCAAGUAUAAGAAAGUUCAAUUAGUCCGCCUGGUUGGGAUGAUGCUCCUUAUAUUUGCCAGAAAGGAUCAGUGUCGGUAUAUCCGUGAUGUUGCUACAGAAACAGUUGGAACUGGGAUCAUGGGGAAAAUGGGAAACAAAGGUGGGGUAGCUGUGAGAUUUGUGUUUCACAACACUACUUUCUGCAUUGUUAAUUCUCACCUGGCUGCCCAUGUGGAAGACUUUGAGAGAAGGAAUCAAGAUUAUAAGGACAUCUGUGCAAGAAUGAGCUUUGUGGUCCCCAAUCAGACUCUCCCGCAACUGAACAUUAUGAAACAUGAUGUUGUAAUUUGGUUGGGAGAUUUGAACUACAGACUUUGCAUGCCUGAUGCCAGUGAAGUGAAAAGUCUUAUUAGUAAGAAUGACCUUCAGAGACUCUUGAAAUUCGAUCAGCUAAAUAUCCAGCGCACACAGAAAAAAGCUUUUAUCGACUUCAAUGAAGGGGAAAUCAAGUUUAUCCCCACUUACAAGUAUGACUCGAAAACAGACCGAUGGGAUUCCAGUGGAAAAUGUCGAGUUCCAGCCUGGUGUGACCGAAUUCUUUGGAGAGGAACAAAUGUUAAUCAGCUUCAUUAUCGGAGUCACAUGGAACUGAAAACCAGUGACCACAAGCCUGUUAGCGCCCUCUUCCAUAUUGGGGUAAAAGUAGUGGAUGAACGGAGGUAUCGGAAAGUCUUUGAAGAUAUUGUACGCAUCAUGGACAGGAUGGAAAAUGACUUCCUUCCUUCCUUAGAACUCAGCAGGAGGGAGUUUGUGUUUGAGAAUGUGAAGUUUCGGCAACUACAAAAAGAGAAGUUCCAGAUCAGCAACAAUGGACAGGUUCCCUGCCAUUUUUCUUUCAUCCCUAAACUUAAUGACAGCCAGUACUGCAAGCCAUGGCUUCGGGCUGAACCUUUUGAGGGCUACUUGGAGCCAAAUGAGACAGUGGACAUUUCUCUUGAUGUGUAUGUCAGCAAAGACUCUGUGACCAUCCUGAACUCAGGGGAAGAUAAGAUUGAAGAUAUUCUUGUCCUUCACCUGGAUCGAGGCAAAGAUUACUUUUUGACCAUCAGUGGAAAUUACCUCCCAAGUUGUUUUGGUACAUCCUUAGAGGCUUUGUGCCGAAUGAAAAGACCAAUCCGAGAAGUACCAGUCACCAAACUCAUAGACUUGGAAGAAGACAGCUUCCUAGAAAAGGAGAAAAACCUUCUGCAAAUGGUUCCCUUGGAUGAAGGUACCAGCGAGAGACCCCUUCAAGUCCCCAAGGAGAUCUGGCUUCUAGUAGAUCACUUAUUCAAAUAUGCCUGUCACCAGGAGGACCUGUUCCAAACUCCUGGAAUGCAGGAAGAGUUACAGCAGAUAAUUGAUUGUCUGGAUACCAGCAUUCCUGAGAAAAUUCCUGGCAGUAAUCACUCUGUGGCUGAAGCACUGCUCAUUUUCCUGGAAGCCUUGCCAGAGCCAGUUAUCUGUUAUGAGCUGUAUCAGCGAUGUCUUGACUCUGCUCAUGAUCCUCGAGUCUGCCGACAGGUAAUUUCCCAGCUGCCAAGAUGCCAUAGAAAUGUUUUCCGUUACUUGAUGGCAUUCCUUCGAGAACUGUUAAAAUUCUCUGAAUAUAACAACGUCAGCGCCAACAUGAUCGCCACUCUCUUCACUACUCUUCUCCUAAGGCCUCCACCCAACCUUAUGGCAAGACAGACUCCAAGUGACCGCCAGCGUGCCAUCCAGUUUCUUUUGGGCUUUCUGCUUGGGAGUGAUGAAGACUAAGUCUUUUCUUCUUCAAAAUUCUAGAGGAGAAAGAUCUUGGGCUCCAAGUAUUUCAGAAUGAUUUGAGAAGGCGUGCCACAGGAAGGGUCUAUUGCAGGAUCUCAGGUUCUGUUAAUAGUGCAAAAGAAAAAGAGUUUCUUAAUCCCUUCUUUACCAUAUUCUACACAGCAAAAUACUUUUAGACUUAUAUUGCCAAGCCAAAGUUACCGUAUUUUGGUGUUUUUGUGUUUUCUCUUUAUAAGGCAAAGAGGUCUGUAUUUACACUCCUUUACCUACGGAUAAUGUUUGUUGCCCUCCUACCCAAUUGUCAUGAUUGUCCUUAGUCAUAGGCCUAGAUUCUGAGAUGUUUCCAUUCUAGGUCUAUAAGCACUACUUGCUAUAUCUCAGACUUGUCUGUAGUCCUCCAUAUAAUGCACUUUUGACCCACUCUUCCCCAUGUCACUCCUUUGCACUCCCCUUCACUCCUUCUAUCACUUCAAAGGAAGCCUGGGUGAGGCUAAUGACUCCUUGGUUCUCCUUAACAGUGAGUUCACUGUCUAUAUGUGGUCAUUACAUGCAUUUGUGCAUUUCUACUACAAUGGCAUGUAUAUGUCACUGUUAUCAGCCUUUUUGUGGAUCCGCACUGGGUGGAACCUUUUUUCUUGUCUUAGAUCACAUUUAGUAACAUAACUUUAGGAGCUAUAGAGAUGGCAUCCCAUUGACAUAACAGAAUCACAUUCAGAGUGGAAGCACUUUGAGUAUUUCAGGAGUGAGAGUAUUCACAUUUGAUAGGUCCUGCUUCCUACUUUCCCUAUCCUAUUAUUAUAUGAGGAUUAUUAAUCCUGGACACUAGGGGAUGCAUCUCCCACUUAGCCACCUCCAAUGCCGGACUCAGUGGUGCACACCUGUAAAUCCUAGCAACUUGGGAAACUGAGGCUGGAGGAUUGCAAGUUUGAGGACAAUCUCAGCAACUUAGUGAGACGUUGUCUCAAAAUAAUGACUAAAAAAAAAAGAACUUGGAAUGUAGCUCAGUGGUAAAGCACCACUAGGUUCAAUCCCCAGUGUAAAAAGAAAGAAAAAAUUCACCUCCAGAGCAACACUUGCCAAUUUCCCCACACUGAAAAAGGGAGUUUGUGUGCCUCUAGCAGACCCCUCUGGAGCUAAUGUUCCACCCACAGCAAGGAUACUGAGGAUAACCCUCAGAACCCUUCUUUAAUUGUCUGAAGUACCAAGGGACAUGUGUUACCCCACCCCAGCAGGGUUGACUUUGGGCUGCAUAUCUGGCUUCUUCAAGGAUGUAGAAGACUCCCUUUGCCUCCCAGUCACUGUAUACAGUAUUGUGUAAGAGAGAUUGAUCAGUGGGACCAACCAUAAAACCUUGCCUUGCCCACCCAAGAUAACCCUCUGAAUAUUUCAUUCAUUCAAGCUUUAUGGGACAGCCUUUUAAAAAAUUAAUUUGUUGAUUGACAAACAAGCCACCAGCCACUGACUGCAAAACUCCCUGAUGCAAUUGACUUCCUCCUGGUUUCUUUCAUUAAAACCACCCCAAGUUAUUCUUGCCUGUUAACAUUAGACUCAAGGGACAUAAUGUAUGGGCUCUGUGCAAUCUUGGGCUUUGAUUCCUUAACUCUUCUAGACCAUCCAAUGAGAGGCCAGGGGAAACUCUACCACUGACUGGUUCUCCGAUUCUCCAAUCUCUUGAAAGUUGAGUUCUUUGGGGGAAGACAAGGUAUGUAUACUGCAAUAUACUGGUUAAACCCUUUCUUGAUUGGGCCUGAGAGAAAUUAGAGUCAAAAUACUGAUGCCAGAUAGUUUAAGGUCUGAUAGGUCAGGGGCUGGGUGGUGAACUUAGUUAAUGGAAGACUGAGAGCAGAACAGUUUGGUCAUCUCCAGUUGUCCACAAAGUGGUCACAGAAAGAGGCAGAGAAUAGGAGCUAGAUAAUUGAAGCUAGGAUAGAGUACUAACGCAGGGAAAUGGCUUUCCUAAGCCUGUUUUCUAGUAUCUUUCCAACCUGGGGUCUUUGGGUGACCAAGAGUAUGGUUAUUAUGAGCUCUGUGCAGCACACAUAUAGCCUCUUUCUUAAUCAGGUCAAAGCACUAAGUUGGUUCACUGCAUCAACCUUUUUCCCGGCUCAUCCUGGGAUAUAUACAGGGUUGAGGAUUUUAGACAAUCUCUAGAUAGAGAAGAGAAGACAGACUAGAUAUAAGAAAUCUGCUUCCCUCCUAUGCCUGUCCCAGCAUCCCACCCUCUAAUUCCUAAGUACACCAAGGUACUAUUUCAUAGUUCCUCCAAAUUAAGGAUUUCAGAUUCAACUGGUAGGGAAGGACUCUGCACCUGUUGUUUUAGGAAGAAAUGGUUCAAAUCCCUGAGGUGACAUUGCAUUAGUUUUCCUUUCACUGUUUCCUGAUUCUUAUUCUGUAAUUGUUUGUUAUAUUUCCCAAAAAUGUCUUAGUCACUAAGCAAAGCUGCUAGUGGGAUUCUGUAUUUUGUGUCUUUUUUAUUAUAAUUUAUUGCAAAUUCUUUUCUGAAUAAAUAUAUGUUGUAUGAAAAAUCAAAAUGUGAUAUUGGUG